CCUGCAGCCAGCGGGAUGAUGGGCUGGAUUGACCGGGUGGUCCCCCAGCCCCCGGUGCCCCAUGUGACAGAGGAGACCCCUGUGCAGGAGCUGCAGCCAGCUAAGGUGAGCAGGGAGCUGGCUUGGGGGGAGCUUGCCUUGUUUUCCCCUGCUGCUAUUGAAGAAACGGAAAAGAAAGUGACCUUUGUGGUUUCUGAGGACUCGGGUUCUGUGUUUGACAGUGUGGGGAGCAGUGUGCUCUCCUGGCUCUCCCAUGGACUGGAGAAGGUGAUUCCCCAGCCAGCCCCAGCCCCAGCCCCAGGGCUGCAGGCACUCGGGAAGAGCUUUGAGACAAGCGUCGACAUUGCUGAUGAGACAGAGGUCCAGGUCCUUGGGAAUGAGGACGACGAUGGUCUGGGUAAGGAGAGCUGGGAGUUUGUAGUAGUAAUGCCACCUCCCCGGCUGGUGACGCCGGCACUAUUGUCCCCUUGUGCUGGCUGAUGGGGGCACCUGGAGCUGCCAGCAGGGCAGAUUCCCCACGCCCACAGCAGCGCUCUCCCUGCAGAGAUAACUCCCUUCGAUGCCGAGGAGGAUGUCUCCGAGGUCGAGCCGGAGACAGCCCCGGAGGAGUGGACAGGAACACGGGUGCUCAGCUGGCUGUCCCAGGGCUUUGAGAGGAUUCUGCCACAGCCAGAGGGGAUGAAAAAGCUGGAGACAGAGCCGAAGGAGAGGAGCGAGGGCGCGGUGGAAGGCACAGAGGGCACUGAACCCCCGGCGAAGUCGCAGCCCGGCGCUGCGGGCACACAGGAGGCGGUGGCACCGGGCCCGGGGGCUGCGCUGAGCGCUCGGGCCGCGGCUGCGGACGGGCUCAGGAUGUUCAGCUGGUUUGUCCAGGGGCUGGAGAAGGUGAUGCCACAGCCGGUGACCAGGGAGAAGCAGGACACACAGGGAGUGGCCACAGCAACGCCGAGUCCUGUGGAACAAAUUCAUGCAGCCCCUGGGGAACAGGAGGAAACCCAUCUGAUCCUGAAAGAGAUCGAUGAGAGCCAGAUUGAUGAAGCGAUGCUGGCCUGGGCUCACAGGGCUGAGCUGCAGGCAGAUGCUCAUUCCCUUCCCACCAUACAGGAGGAACCUCAGGAAGAGGAAACCAGGAAACCCCUGCUGGGGAAUUCCCAAGGGCUGGGCAGACAGCUCCCCCUUCCCACACGGGCAGUGCUCAGCUUUGCUCAGCACAAGGAGUGCCCUGAGCCACUGGCUCAGCAGAGCUCGGCCAGAAAACACGGGACACGCAGAGCCCCUCGUGUGAGCCUCACAUACACCUCGGGGGUUCCAGCUCAUGAGUUUCUCCUUUCCAGACUGUCUUUGUGCUCCCCAAACACUACCGAGGAGGAGGAGGAAAAGGAGGAGGAAGAGAGAAAGAAAGAGGAAGAGGAAAGGAAGAAAGAGGAGGAGGAGGAAAGGAGAAAAGAGGAAGAGGAGAUGAAGCAAGAAGAGAAGGACAGGAAAGAGGAGGAAGAAGAGAGGCAGAAAAACGAAGAGGACAGGAAAAAGGAGGAGGAGAUGGAGCAAGAGGAGGAGGCCAAGAAAAAAGAGGAAGAGGAGUGGAAGAAAGAGGAAGAGGGCAGGAAAAAGGAGGAAGAGGAGAGGAAGAUAGAGGAGGAGAACAGGAAAAAGGAGGAAGAGGAGAGGAAGAUAGAGGAGGAGAAGGACAGUAAAAAAGAGGAAGGGGGCAGGAAAAGAGAGGAGGAAGAGGAGAGGAAGAUAGAGGAGGACAGGAAGAAGGAGGAAGAGGAGAGGAAGGAGGAGGUGAAGAGGAAGAAGGAGGAGAGGAAAAAAGACAAGGAGAAGAAGGAGGAAGAGAGGAAAGAGGAAGAUAAGAAAGAGGAGGAGCAGGAGGAGAGUGCAGAACCCCUGCUGCAGCCUCCUUGUCUCCCUGCUGAUGAGGGGGUGGAUGAAGCCUGCCUUGCCCAGGAGGCCCUCAGAGUUGAGCAGCUGGAGGAAGCUGAGAUAAGUAAUCUGGAAGGUGCCCUUGUGCAGCUGCAGAUGCCUUGUCCUUUGCUUGAAGCACCUAGCAGGCUGCUGGCAGCAUGGCCAGGCGGGCCCGGGACGUCGAGCUGCACCGGCUGGUGCAGGACACCAGGGGCUGGCAGGGACCCCUCCCCUGCUGCCCACGGGGCUCGGGAGCUGCUCCCCAAUGUCCCCAGCUCCCGAGCCCCCGCUGCCACCCGCGGCCCCGGCCCUGGCGCCAGCAAGCCAAAGGCUGGAGUUGUCAACCCCAAUUUUUGCACUGAGGAGCAAUCCCCACUAGGUGACUCCCCCAGCGUGGAGACGGAGGAUGUGGCCAGCCCAGGCCAAGCUGAGGAGAUCCAGGGCGGGCACGGAGCGCUGCCAGCCCCCGAGCUGCUGGCGGUGCCCGGCGCAGCCUCCCCCAGGAGGAAGCGACUGCUCCCAGAGGAUGCUCUGGACAAGGGGCUGGUGAGGCAAUCCCCCAGCAGAGUGCUGGGCUGGGAGGAGGAGCAGAGGGAAAGCCUGCCCCAGCGCUGCGGCUCGGCCUCCAGCCUGAGCAGCGCCGCCAUCAGCAGCCGGCUCCAGGAGCUGGUCAGGCUCUUCAAGGAGAGGACUGAGAAGGUGAAGGAGAAGCUGAUCGACUCCGAUGUCACCUCAGAUGAUGAGAGCCCCGUGGCAUCUCCCACCAAGCCAGCACCUGCAGCAGCACCGGUACCUGCCCCAGGAGGGGAGCUGCAGGGGGACAAGCCUUUGGGGGAUGACCACUACUGUGAGAUGCUGUGCUGCACGUUCAAGCACCAGCCCUGGCUGGACCGCCUGAAAAGCUACAAAUUCCCCAGCAGCAUCGACCCCCUCACCAAUCUGAUGUACGUGCUGUGGCUGUUCUUCGUUGUCAUGGCCUGGAACUGGAACUGCUGGUUGAUCCCUGUCCGCUGGGCUUUCCCCUACCAGACUCCAGCAAACAUCCACUACUGGCUGCUGGUGGAUUACCUCUGUGACCUCAUUUAUCUGCUGGACAUCCUCAUCUUUCAGACCCGCCUGCAGUUCGUGCAGGGGGGAGACAUCAUCACUGACAAAAAGGCCAUGAAAGAGAACUACCUGCGAUCACAGCGCUUCAAGAUGGAUGUGCUGUGCCUCCUGCCCCUGGAUUUCUUCUACUUCAAAGUGGGUGUCAACCCCCUCCUGCGCUUCCCUCGCUGUCUGAAGUACAUGGCCUUCUUCGAGUUCAACAACCGCCUGGAGGCCAUCCUGACCAAGGCAUACAUCUACAGGGUGAUUCGGACCACAGCCUACUUACUGUACAGCCUGCACGUGAACUCCUGCCUCUACUACUGGGCCUCAGCCUACGAAGGGCUGGGCUCCACCACCUGGGUCUAUGAUGGGGAAGGAAACAGCUACAUCCGCUGUUACUACUGGGCAGUGAAGACCCUCAUCACCAUCGGGGGCCUGCCAGACCCCAAGACCCUGUUUGAGAUCGUCUUCCAGCUGCUGAACUACUUCACAGGCGUCUUUGCUUUCUCUGUCAUGAUAGGGCAGAUGAGAGACGUGGUUGGUGCUGCUACUGCAGGACAAACUUACUAUCGGAGCUGCAUGGACAGCACCAUUAAAUACAUGAACUUCUACAGGAUCCCCAGGACAGUUCAGAACAGGGUGAAGACGUGGUACGAGUACACGUGGCACUCCCAAGGCAUGCUAGAUGAGUCAGAGCUGCUGGUGCAGCUGCCGGACAAGAUGAGGCUGGACAUCGCCAUCGAUGUGAACUACAACAUCGUGAGCAAAGUGGCCCUUUUCCAGGGCUGUGACAGACAGAUGAUCUUUGACAUGCUGAAGCGGCUCAAAUCAGUGGUGUACCUGCCCAACGACUACGUGUGCAAGAAGGGAGAAAUAGGCCGUGAGAUGUACAUCAUCCAGGCAGGACAAGUGCAGGUGCUGGGGGGACCUGACGGCAAAUCCGUGCUGGUGACUCUGAAAGCUGGAUCUGUCUUUGGGGAAAUCAGCUUGCUGGCAGCAGGAGGGGGAAAUCGCCGGACAGCGAACGUCGUGGCCCACGGCUUCGCCAACCUUUUUAUUUUGGAGAAGAAAGACUUGAACGAGAUUUUGGUGCAUUACCCGGAGUCUCAGAAGCUGCUGCGUAAGAAAGCCAAGAAAAUGCUGAAAAGCAGCAACAAGCCCAAAGAUGAGAAAGGAGGCCCCGGAGAUCCCCUGAUCAUCCCCCCAAAAGCCGACACCCCCAAGCUGUUCAGGGCUGCCCUGGCUGCCACAGGGAGGAUGGGGGGCAAGGGGCCCCUGGGGCGGCUCCGCUGGAGGCUGAAGGAGCUGCAGGAGCUGCAGGCGAUGCAGGAGGCGCAGGGUUCCUGUGUCAGCCCCACGCCACCAAAAUCACCAGUGCACCACAGAUCGCCUGUCAUGGCUCACAGAGCACAAACCCGCCUGGGAGAGGAAAUAUCCUCAGAAUCUCCUGAUCAUUCAGUCACCAUUCGUGUGAUUUCCACAGCAAAAGAAGAUGAGGAAAUCCUUGCUGCUGAGAUUUCAGAGAAAGAUGAAAAAAAAGAAGAGCAAUGAAAGAGCAGCAGGUCCCGGGGCAGGCGUAGGAGUCAGGCAAAUGCCUGGGCUAGCAGAUUUUUCUUGUUAAUGAUUUCCAUGCAGUGGCUGUAGGUUUUGCUGUGUGCUGUGGGUAGGAUCUGCCUCUCUCUUCUGCCCAGACCCUCAAUCACUGCUGAUAAAACCCUCUCCUAUUUCACCCAGAACCAUAUAAGGUUUCUCUGCUCUGCAGAUCUAUUGAGCACCUUUAUUAAUUUCCCACUAAAUCUCAGGUCAGCCCCCUUGUUUUGAAAUCCAGUCUUGUGGAAGGAGAGCUAUGGAAAAAUUGCUUUUUAUGGCUCUGGAUGGUUAAUGAGUGUUCAGACAAAGCAUGAAGAGUUAUUCACCUCUGACAGCUGAGUCACUGCUUGGCUAGAAACAACCAAGGGAAAAAAAAACAACAAGGUUUCUGUGCUGGGCUCAAGGUUGACAGCAGCAGUGGGGAGUGAUUCAUCUGAAAAGGAUGUGGACUAAGCUCACAGGACAAGCAUGGAGCAAAUCAAGCUGUCAUGAGAGUGCCAAGCUCUGUCCCCAAGUGCACAGACUGCAAGAUGCUUGAGGAUCCCCUCAUGGUGCCAAGACCACCUUGGCUUUGCCACUGGGAAGAAUUCUUGCCAGCUGCCCACUCUGGGAAGGUUGUGGACUCUCCAUUAUUGGGGUUUCUUAUGGGGAGAUUUGAUGAGCAUCUUUCAAGGGUAGAGAAGCACAAUCCUGGAUGAGAGGCUCCUGGAGUUCUUUUCCAACACUGGGAUUUGUCUGUGCUGCCACUGCUGGGAGGGAUAAACAGAGAGCAGGAAGGGAGAAGCUGAGUUGGUUCCCAGCUGGGAGGGGAAAGAGAAGUGCAAUAGGUGUUCUCAUUUCCCAGAAGUUAUUUCAGAGCCUGUAACAUGCCAACAAGUGUGCACAAGUUUGCAGGUGCUCCCCUGCACUCAUUGCUGGACCUCAGUGACAUCCACAUUUCCAGCAGGCAAUUUCCAGCCCUUCAGCCACUUCAGACUGGCUCUUGGCCACAUUUCACACAGAGACAAAAGCCACUCUGGUCCUGCUCAUCACUGAAGUCAUGAAGUCACUCUCCCAGCUGUGCUGGGACUGGGUGCUGGAGGGGAAGGCAAACAUCUGGUCAGCAGCCAGCCCCCAGCUGAUGGCUCAAGGUGUCCCAUCCUCUUCCAGCACCACCAGCUCCUUCCUCAUCCUCCUCAAAGCCAGCAGAGUGAGCUUCUGGCGAGCUGAGAAGAGGUGAGAAGCAGUGCAUGGAUGAGGUUUUGCAGAUCCUCCCCAAGUUUUUGGCUGUCCAUGUUCCCACAGCACCACUGGCUCCAUGGAGAGGAGCCACUUUCCACCCUGUGGAGGAAAAGCUGGGGCAGGUUUUGCUGCAGGGAGCAGCCCUGUCACCGUGGCCAAGGGACUUCUCAGGUGCUCAGAAAUGCAGUGAGCAGUGCUGCAGGUUCCACAGGUCUGGCUGUGGCACAGUCAAGGGUGGCAGUGCUGGUGUCACCCCCUGGGUGAUCCCUCUUCCCAUCAGCAGCACGGAGCUGACCUUCACCUCCUUUGGGAUCUUCUUUUGUUGCUUUUUCCCCCGUCUUGCAAAAGAUAUGAGUUUCUGUGGCAGAAAAUAAAGCCAGAAUAGAUGUUAGCAUUAGCUAAUAAUGUCUUGCUUUCUUUUUAAACAAAUUUAAUGAGCUCCACUGUACUGCAGGAGGGUCUGAAGCCGUCACAUUGCAGGGGAGAGCCUGCACUCAUUCAAACCUCCCUGAAUAUUUCUUAUCCUCAGUCAUUUGCAAGUGGUUUCCUCCCAGGUAGAAGAUUUUGGUAGGGAGUGCAAAGUUUGGGAUUUUUUGCACUCUUUAAAUGAAUAUUUAUAUAAUCAAACCAGGAAAGAUGCAAAAAUCAAACUGGGGCUCUUAUUUACUUCUAUGAUUUAAUAUUCUUUAGAAAAAGUGUUUAAAUAAACACUGGGCUGUAAUUGCUCUCAUAAUUCACUGCAUCUACAAUAAACACCAUGUAGAUUA
Molecule: messenger RNA, 6575 nt
Organism: Taeniopygia guttata (zebra finch)
Lineage: Eukaryota; Metazoa; Chordata; Aves; Passeriformes; Estrildidae
Source: RefSeq, a predicted model, not a curated record